Molecule: messenger RNA, 1147 nt
Organism: Vitis vinifera (wine grape)
Lineage: Eukaryota; Viridiplantae; Streptophyta; Magnoliopsida; Vitales; Vitaceae
Product: F-box protein SKIP5
Exons: 5
Coding region: 209-991 (260 amino acids)
Molecular function (GO): protein binding
Source: RefSeq, a predicted model, not a curated record
CAAUCUAUGGUAUCAGAUAUUGAGGUAAAAUAAAAGAAGGCGUUUCCCUUGGAAGGGUGAUGAUAUCGUAUGAUAACAUUCAUAUUGCACAGAGAAACAGAGACCAGGGAGGAGUGAAGAAGAAUGGAAGAGAAGAGAAAGUGGAAGCAUAGAAAAUCAUCCACUUCUUCAAUUCCAAAUUCAAAUUCUUCUUCCAUACACAAUCUUGAUGAUGGUUGUCUCAUGCACAUCUUCAGCUUCUUAUCCCCUAUUCCAGAUGAGUUCAUUCUCGAUACUGCUGUUGCAUCUGAGAGAUGUUGUUGCCCCAUGCAUAUAUGAUAUCAUACAGUCUCUGUCAUGGAUUGCCAUUGAGUUUGCAGAUCGGUAUAACACCGCCCUCGUUUGCCACAGAUGGCAUUACCUGGCAUGUCACCCACGUCUAUGGCUGCGAGUAGAUCGGUCUGUGAAAGAUUCAUCUGAGCCUGGAGUUUUCCCAAGCAUUGAAAUGGCUGUUUCUGCUGCUAGGCCUGGUGAUACCAUUCUUAUUGCAGCAGGUGGGAGUCAUCUGGCCUCUAAUAUUCAGAUAAAAAAGCCCCUUUGCCUGAUUGGUGGAGGUGAGCUGCCAGAUGAUACCACCCUCCUCUGUUCUCGGGGUUCAGACAGUGCACUGGAGUUCCUGUCCACCUGCAAAGUAGCAAACUUAACGGUGAAGGCCGAGCUUGGUUGCUGCUUGCUGCAUAGGAGCGGAAGGCUGACUAUAGAUGGGUGCAUACUUCAGUGUGAGUCAAACCCCUUGGACUAUUUAUCAUGCCCAAUUGUGAGUACAGCAGCUGGCCCUGAGAUACUAACUUCAUCUGUGAAGAGUCAUGGUGAUAGUGUUUCUGUUUCUCGAACUCGGAUUGAAGGAGGUGCAAAGGCUGUUGUGACAAGUGGAUCUCUGGCAUUGCAACGAGUCCGAGUCAUUUAUGCUCGAACUUCCAUCUUUUUCUGGUUUGAUGUGGAUCGUAGAUGAUUAUUAAUAUUUGUCCUAAAAUUGUAGAGUUGUGAACUACCUAGACCAAUUUACCUGUGUUUCUUCUUGUUAAUGUUGUAUUGGUUCUCUCAUGGUUGAAAAUUUAUGGAUUUUUAUGAGUUUAUAAGCAUGGAUCCAAGUGAUUAUCACUGCAAA